GGGACCGGGGUCGGCCGCACGGCCCGGAAGGGCGCAGAGAGCGGGGAGUGGAGGGUUAAGUGCUUUGCGAUCUCACCAAGCUCUGCCGAAAUGCCAGUCCACUGUCGCGGCGACAAUGUUUCUGGGUGUCGGGGCCUCGUCCCUCCUGGCAUUUGUCUGAAAUGGAGCUGUCUGUCUAACCUAGGCCUGGACGCGCCCUACCCGGCGCUCUCCAGCCUCCGUGCCCCAGGAGCUCCGCAACAGCCUUCCAGGAUUAUGGAGUUUCUGAGCGAGAAGUUUGCCCUCAAGAGCCCGCCGAGUAAAAACAGUGACUUCUACAUGGGCGCAGGAGGCGCAUUGGAGCACGUUAUGGAGACGCUGGACAAUGAGUCCUUUUACAGCAAAGCGUCGGCGGGCAAAUGCGUGCAGGCCUUCGGGCCCCUGCCCCGCGCGGAGCAUCACGUGCGCCUGGAGAGAGCCUCGCCCUGUCAGGAGAGCAGCGUGAACUAUGGGAUCACUAAAGUAGAAGGACAGCCUCUUCACACCGAACUAAAUAGAGCUAUGGACAACUGUAACAAUCUCCGGAUGUCUCCCGUGAAAGGGAUGCCAGAAAAGGGAGAUCUGGAUGAACUUGGGGAUAAGUGUGACAGCAACGUAUCCAGCAGUAAGAAGCGGAGACACCGAACCACCUUCACCAGCCUGCAGCUGGAGGAGCUGGAGAAGGUCUUUCAGAAAACCCAUUACCCGGAUGUAUACGUCAGAGAACAGCUUGCUCUGAGGACAGAGCUCACGGAGGCCAGGGUGCAGGUUUGGUUUCAAAAUCGAAGGGCCAAGUGGAGAAAAAGAGAACGUUAUGGCCAAAUACAACAAGCUAAAAGUCAUUUCGCUGCCACCUACGAUAUAUCAGUUUUGCCAAGGACUGACAGCUAUCCACAGAUUCAGAACAAUUUGUGGGCAGGAAAUGCGAGCGGUGGUUCUGUGGUUACUUCAUGCAUGUUACCACGUGACACUUCCUCCUGCAUGACACCUUAUUCUCACUCGCCUCGGACAGAUUCCAGUUACACAGGGUUUUCAAACCACCAGAACCAGUUCAGCCACGUGCCCCUCAACAAUUUUUUCACUGACUCUCUUCUUACUGGGGCUACCAAUGGACAUGCAUUUGAAACAAAGCCAGAAUUUGAAAGGAGGUCUUCCAGUAUCGCAGUUCUUCGAAUGAAAGCCAAGGAGCACACUGCCAAUAUUUCAUGGGCCAUGUAACAUACAGUACUCUUUUAUUUUUCUUUUAAUGGCAAAGUAAAACAUUCUAUUUCUCAUAUUUAAAGGAUACCACAAUAAGCUGCUGUGUGCGGAAUUGCUAAAGGUCAAGAUAUACAGCGAG
Ailuropoda melanoleuca (giant panda) is the source of this 1357-nucleotide messenger RNA. RefSeq names its product ALX homeobox 1 (gene ALX1). Bases 91 to 1236 code for a protein of 381 amino acids. The record is from RefSeq and is a predicted model, not a curated record. Gene Ontology annotation, molecular function: DNA-binding transcription activator activity, RNA polymerase II-specific; RNA polymerase II transcription regulatory region sequence-specific DNA binding. NCBI's taxonomy places the organism in Eukaryota, Metazoa, Chordata, Mammalia, Carnivora, Ursidae. The transcript is spliced from 5 exons. Gene Ontology annotation, biological process: negative regulation of DNA-templated transcription; embryonic skeletal system morphogenesis; positive regulation of transcription by RNA polymerase II.